Molecule: messenger RNA, 2334 nt
Organism: Coffea arabica (coffee)
Lineage: Eukaryota; Viridiplantae; Streptophyta; Magnoliopsida; Gentianales; Rubiaceae
Source: RefSeq, a predicted model, not a curated record
UUUUAUGAAUGAGACAGAUAGAAAAGCAUGAAAGGAAGAGUUCAUGAGAGAAGAAUCUUAGUAUAGCAAGUGAUCUGACAAAGCCCACCACCCCUAUUCUACCGCCCCGCCACCACCCAACCUACUGGCGGGCCGCUCUUCAGCCGCCUCUGCACCCUGUAAAACACCAAUCCCUUCUGUUACUUCAUCAUAUAUAUCAUCUCUCUUUUGACCUUAACUAGCUAUACGUCUCUUUCUUGCUUAAUCUUUGUUUUUCGUUUCUUGCUUAAUCUAUCUUUCGAUGUUCAUCCUCUACUACGUUUCAUGUUAACAGGUGAUGUGGUGUUCUAGGAAAUGAGUGAUAAGUAGGAUUUUGGGGAAUUUUUGGACUUAAUUCGACAAAAGAAUCCCAUUUUAUUUUGUCUAAUUUAAUUCUUCAGGUUUAUGAUACCUUCCCUUGAUAAAACUUGACCUUAAGUUCAGCGUUAUCUAAAGGGACGGACACCGUACAAAAGUACAGUUUUUAUUGUCUCUAUUUUUCUCUAGGCUUGGGGGGGGAGGCUCUUAAAGAAGACCUUGACCUUAUGGAUACGGAAGAAACAAGAAUAUAGCAGGUGACCUUCAACCCUCCUCUCUCUCCAGUCCAGUUUAUUUCACGGGUUGACCUCUUAUUAGGGAAGUGAAUCUAUGUGGAUUGUUGGUGGAUUUGACUAAAGAUUAUGCGGCAGAUUGAGGGGCUUUUAAUUCUUGUUUUGGUUUUUCUUCUGCUAUGGAAAGUAUUCAAUUCAGCUUCAUUAUGAGGCAGCCGGAGUUAUGAUUUUAAACCCCGAGUUGGAUAAACAUCCUCAGUUUCACACCAGUAUUUAUUUCCACCAAGCUGAAUUCUCGUAAUCUCACCAGCACAUUUGUUCAGACUCCAUAUUUGAGGUAUAUCACAUUAAGUUUCCAGUCGAAACAUUUAUUAUUUCGUUGUGCAUGCCGUCAAGGCUGCUACACCGGAAUCUUUUGAGGGCAAGAGGAUUUCCAUCAUAAAUACUCGCCUGCACUUUGCUAUAUUCGCACCGAAAAGUUUCACAGCAAACAAGUUUGUUAGGAAAAAAACAAGUUAGAGGUAUAAAUUCCAACAUCUCAAUCAAGAAUGGAGCAAGAAGGACAGCAACAAAGGCAAUCCAAAGAGGUGGAAAAUCCUGCUCCACAUCAGCCACCACCACCCAGGAAAUGUCCUAGGUGUGAGUCGCUCAAUACCAAGUUUUGCUACUACAACAACUACAAUCUGUCUCAGCCUAGGUAUUUCUGCAAGAAUUGCAGGAGAUACUGGACUCAUGGUGGAACCCUAAGGAACGUUCCAGUCGGCGGUAGCUCUCGAAAGGCCAAACGGGGCAGAGUUUCGCCUAUUUCAUGUGGUGGAGAGAGCUCAAGAUCUCGACCUUUCCCACCGACAAGACCACAACAACCACCACCACAGCAGCAGCCAGAGGGUAUUUUCCCAAACAUAGCCAACAUGGCUGCCUUGGUUUCAGGGAUUGUUAACUUACCCCCGAGCACCCAGCAGUCCUCGAGAACCAUUUCUUGGGUUCAUCCACUAAUACCAAGUUCAAUUUAUCCAAAUGGGCUGUUUGCUGGAUUUGAUGGCAUGCAAAUGCCACCCUUGAGCGGCCAAGGUCAAGGAAUGAGUCGACCACUCCAUAUUGGCGGUGGGAUUGAUGCUACUACUGGAGCGGGUGCUAAUACCCCAAUCUUUCAUGGAUUUGAUUUCUCAUCCAUGAAACCCCAGCAGGCUCCAUCUCAACCGCUGCAAAUUCGCGAUCAGCCCAGUCAAUCCAUUGGAAUAGGUAAUCAAUACAAGGACAAGCAACCUUUGUUCACACCUGAUGGAAACAUGGCCUUGACUGCAGGAAAUCUGAAUUCUUGGACCACUGCCGGGAAUUCCAGCAAUGCUAGUACCUCCAACUUCAACAUCUGGACCAACACCAAUGGAGCAAGCACCUCUAGUGGCCCGACUGAUUCUUCUUUCAACCCGAAUGACUGGCCUAAUAUUCCAGACUAUGAUGAUGGUGAAUAAUUUUCUGAUUGCUGAGAAAUCAGUUGCAGAAGAUCAUGUGCUUUUGAUUAGAAACUUCGUUGAAUCACUGUGUUGCCUUAUAGAUCUGAAAUACAUAAGAGUGGAAAGAAAAUGGGGAUUUAAAGGUUUAGGAAUCUAUGUAAAUGGAAUAAUAGCAGCCUAUAGCCAGCAGAUUAUGGCUAGAUGAUGUUUAAUGUUUACCUUCUUAUAGAAAAUGUUUGGCAUUCGGUUUAGGUUUGUGCUUUAAACUUUUUGAGUUUUUGAUCAAAAGUUAAAUUUAAUUUGCGUGUUAA